AUGCUUCUUUGUGAUGAAGAGAAAAACUGAGGCAUUUUACAUGUGGGAAUCUUGCAAUUUUUUUGCAGAAGCUGAAUUUGAGGUUCUUAUUGAUAAGUCAUUGAUCAAGAUUGUUGACCACGAUAGAAUAUGGAUGCAUGUUCAAUUAAGAGAUCUCGGAAGAGAAAUUGUUCGUCAGGAGAAUAUUAGGAAUCCUGAAGGUCGGAGCAGAUUGUGGUUACAUGAAAUGGCCUUAGACAUAGUACGGGCAAGAAAGGGAACAGAUAAUGUAGUAGCGCUCGCACUAAUGAGAUCUAGACACAAUUUUACCCGUGAAGACUUUGCAGAUCUUUCAAAAACAAGGUUCCUUGAAUUGGACGGCGGAAACUUCACUGGAGAUUUUGAGAAUUUAUUUCCAGAGUUAAGAUGGCUUUGUUGGCACCACUGUCCUUCAAAACUUCAGGUAACCAAUUUUGUUCUAAAGAGCCUGGUUAUUCUCAAGCUUUCGGGCAAUAUUAUCAUAGAUGAAUGGAGCGGAUGGGUCCAAAUCAUGGUGGGAAGUAAACUAAAGGUAUUAAAUCUCAAAGGUAGUAAAUUUCUAACUAGAACACCAGACUUCGUUGGAUGCUUGAAUUUAGAGAGAUUUAUCAUCAGAGAUUGUGAGAACUUGGAUGAAAUUAAUGGCUCAAUUGAAAAACUGGAGCAACUGAAGUGCUUGAAGAUCAAAUGGUGUCCUCGUCUGAGAGAUUUGCCCGAGGAAAUUGGUUGUCUAUCUUCCCUGAGAGAGCUUAUCUUAAUUCAGUGCCAAUAUGUUCGUAAUUUGCCACCUUGGAUUGGUAAUCUUAAAGGUCUGUCAAGGCUAGUGAUGGAAGAUCUAGGACUUGAUAGACUUCCUCAGGAAAUCUCAGAGCUAGUGGAUCUCAAGUACUUGUCUUUAAUGAACUGUACAGGGCUGCAGACACUUCCAUACACGAUAGGGCAGUUGAAAUCAUUGGUAGAGUUGGAUUUGUCCGGCACAUUGAUUAGAGCUCUACCUCUAUCGAUCGAAAACCUGGCGAAUGUAGUGGUAAAACUUAACAGUAGCGCCAUUAGAUUCCAACUGGAAAACUGCAGAGAAAGAUUCACCAGCUAUUGGAGUGCUCAAAGACCUAAAUCGUAUGCCAAAAUUAUGAGCAGAGGGGAGCUGGGAUCCUCUUUGAGACUCUCCGAAUAUCCUAUUGACUUGCUUAUAGAGUGCGGGAUGAUUGAAACAGUAUAUGAUGUCGAUCUCCAAUGUAUGCCUAGUUACAUCAAACAGAUUUCUGUCUCGACAAUAUUUAACGCUCCAAAGACAAGACGUCCUGCGUCAAAGAUUCUGGCCAUCCUGUAUGGCCGGGGGAUCAUACAAAUACCCAGCUCAAUCGGAGAAGUUCUAAAUCAGAUUUACAGCCUUGUUUCCCUGUUGAACAGAAUGAGGGCAAUGAAUUUAUGUUUCGUAAGCCGCUUACUAGUUUAUUGCAUGCCCCCAACAAAUCCGGGGUUGAGGGUCAAAAUUGCCAGUAUUGCAAACAAGCGAUUCUGUUCAAGAUCAUGUGACCAUUGUCUGCAGAUGUUGAAAAACUUGUUGUCAUCGAGUCCACAGGAUUUGCAAAUUCGCAAGGAGCUUGAACAGCUGCCGGAGCUUUCUUUUGAGCUUUCAAUGACUUUGUGUGGUUCGGAGGUUCUAGCUUGUGAACUAGAGAUAGUAGCAGGGAGCUUCAAAUGUCCUUUCUCGGUGGAAGAACUCGAAACGUUGGUUACGACGUCGUAUAUCUCUAACGAUCUGGGGGCAAUACUGGGAGAGAAUUCCACAUCUGAACUAGAAAUCCAUGGCUGCUUGGGAAUAAUAUUCACGAGGAUGUUCAAAAGGACACAAGCAAGGAUACAGCAAUCUCUGUUGUUGGAGAUUCUACUAUACAUCGACAGCAAACCUUUCCGGAGUGAUCGCAUUGACAAUUACUCUGUUACAUCGUACGAACUAUAAGAAAUAUAGGUACAAUAGUUGCUGCGGAUUCUGUAUUUCGUGUUGUAUCGAGCAAGAUUCCAUCAUGCUUGUGGAGCUUGCUUCACGUCGUUUCAAGGAAAAUUUCACGCAAAUAAUGAUUUUUUUUUACUCAUGUAUACUCAUUUACAUGUUAUUUUUAAGGAUUUCUUUUCCCUUCUCAUGGGUCAUGGAGCCUCUAUCAUUUGUUACUUUUGUUGCCAGAUUAGAAGUCCCAAAG
Messenger RNA from Syzygium oleosum, 2219 nucleotides. RefSeq names its product disease resistance protein RPV1-like. The record is from RefSeq and is a predicted model, not a curated record. The transcript has 4 exons. The coding region runs from base 14 to 1981 and encodes 655 amino acids. NCBI's taxonomy places the organism in Eukaryota, Viridiplantae, Streptophyta, Magnoliopsida, Myrtales, Myrtaceae. Gene Ontology annotation, biological process: defense response.